AAUAAUCAGCUGUAAAAAAAUGCUUACAUCAUAUGUAAAUCUGUAUGAAUCUGUAUAAUGUAUAUCAUAAUACUAAAAAAAAUUGUCAAAGCACCAUCUGUUUAGCUGUUAUAGGUGGUAAAGGUCAUUCUUUAAAUACGUCACAACAAUUAAAAAUGAUUAAAAAUAUAACCUCAAAGCUUGUUUUGUUUGUCAAUAAGAGAGCAAUACAAACAAUAACAUCAAGAACCAUGACAACUCAAGAAAAAGUUGUUGAUGAUGUUAUCUUCCAAGAGAAAGGUGACAAAGGUUUGAUAAUAUUAAACAGACCAAAUGCUCUAAAUUCAUUAAAUCAUUCAAUGACGAAAAAACUAUUGCCUGUUAUGCAACAAUGGGAAUCAUCUAAAAAAAUUGUUGUUAUAAAAGGAGCUGGAGAAAAGGCAUUUUGUGCUGGUGGUGAUGUCAAAGUUAUUGCCCUGGCAUUGUCAGAGCCUGGUGGUGAAAAAGUUGGAAGAGAAUUCUUCUACGAUGAAUAUACAUUAGAUCAUGUAAUUGGAACAUAUAAAAAACCUUACGUAGCAUUGAUAAGUGGAAUUGUGAUGGGUGGUGGAGUUGGUCUGUCAGUUCAUGGACAAUACAGAGUAGCAACUGAGACAACACUUUUUGCAAUGCCAGAAACUGCAAUUGGCCUAUUUCCUGAUGUUGGAGGUAGCUAUUUUCUUCCACGUUUAAAUGGAAAACUUGGAUUGUAUUUAGGUCUAACUGGGCAUCGAUUGAGAGGUCUAGAUGUUAAAUUGGCUGGUAUUGCAACGCACUAUGUUAGUUCAUCUCGACUUCCAGAACUUACUGAUUCUCUUUUAGCACCUGGUGAUGUAGAUGUUGCUAAAAUUCUAGAUAAAUUUGAUGAGCAAGAUUCAUCAGUUGAAUUUAGUCUUGCUAAAAAUUUAAAACAAAUUGACUAUUGUUUCUCUGGUGAUUCUGUUGAAGAAAUUAUUAAUAGAUUAAAGAAGGACAACAGUGAAUGGGCACAGGGUGUCAUUGAGACUUUAGGAAAAAUGUCACCAACAUCUCUCAAGGUAGCACACAAAUCAAUUACCCAAGGAAAAGAUCAGAGCCUUGCUAAUUGUCUUAAGAUGGAGUACACUUUAGACUACAAUAUGGUCUUGAAAAAUUCAGAUUUUCAAGAAGGCAUACGUGCCUUGCUCAUUGACAAAGAUCAAAAGCCAGUCUGGAAUCCAAAGACACUUGCUGAUGUUACAAAUGAAUAUGUUAACAGCAAAUUUUCACCAAUACCUGCUGAUAAACAAUUAAAAUUGACACCAAAAAAUAAACUCUAGAAAACCAUUGAAAAUAUGUAAUACGAUGCAUUUGAUUUUUAUUAAAAAAAUUAAAACUUAUAUAAAAUAUAAAAUACAUAAUAGAAAUUUAAAAUUCGUAUUUCUUUUUUGAAGAAACAAGUGGUGCAUCAAGGGAGCUCUUGACUUUUGUAUUUGAAUAUUGGGUAAAAAUAAAAUCACAAAUUAUACAUAUUAUUUUUCCAAGUAAUGCACCAAAAACUCCUUGAUAAACAAUCGCUGCAAUACGAUGAGUCUCAUGACCAAAUGGAUCUACCACUGCUGGACAUAGCAUGUAGUUUAAAUUUAUUUUCAUGGGCUGUUGAAAGAAAAAAAUAUAAAGUUUAAUAAAUAUUAAAUAAUAAACAACUCAGUAACAA
This is a messenger RNA of Aphidius gifuensis, 1693 nucleotides long. RefSeq names its product 3-hydroxyisobutyryl-CoA hydrolase, mitochondrial-like. The record is from RefSeq and is a predicted model, not a curated record. Gene Ontology annotation, molecular function: 3-hydroxyisobutyryl-CoA hydrolase activity. The coding region runs from base 45 to 1316 and encodes 423 amino acids. Gene Ontology annotation, biological process: L-valine catabolic process. Gene Ontology annotation, cellular component: mitochondrion. The transcript has 5 exons. Lineage: Eukaryota; Metazoa; Arthropoda; Insecta; Hymenoptera; Braconidae.